UCGAUAUCGAAACAGCUGUUCAUCUGCAGAGUAACAAAACUUUAUAUUAUAAUAAAAUAAUAUACUAACUCUAAUAUUAGUAGGAGGUGAUUAGGAUUUUGUGACAAGAUGUUUCUUAAAUUUGCGGUCAUCCUUGCCGUGCUUCUCGUCAGCUGUUGGGCGGAGGCUGAGGACACGUCGGUGUUACCAGAAGGCUUUGUAGACGCCGCUCAGCGCUCCACGCACACGAACAACUGGGCGGUGUUGGUGGACGCCUCGAGAUUCUGGUUUAACUACCGGCAUGUAGCCAACGUGCUGUCCAUCUAUCGUUCAGUAAAGAGACUAGGUAUUCCCGACUCUCAGAUCAUUUUGAUGAUCGCUGACGACAUGGCCUGCAACGCCCGGAACCCACGCCCUGGCCAAGUCUACAAUAAUGCCAAUCAGCACAUAAAUGUCUAUGGGGAUGAUGUGGAGGUAGAUUACCGGGGAUACGAGGUCACUGUGGAGAACUUUGUGCGAUUGUUGACUGGGCGUACACAGAACGGAACUGCACGGUCCAAGAAGCUGCUUUCCGAUGCCGGCAGCAAUGUACUUAUCUACCUCACCGGUCACGGCGGCGAUGGAUUCCUCAAGUUCCAGGAUUCGGAAGAGAUCACAAGCCAGGAGCUUGCCGAUGGCAUACAGCAGAUGUGGGAAAAGAAGCGGUACAAUGAACUGUUCUUCAUGGUGGAUACUUGCCAAGCAGCAUCGUUGUAUGAGAAGUUCACCUCACCAAAUGUCCUUGCAGUGGCUAGUAGUUUAGUGGGCGAGGAUUCCUUAUCGCACCACGUGGAUCCCUCGAUCGGCGUCUACAUGAUCGAUCGUUACACAUACUACGCUUUGGAAUUCUUGGAGAAGGUGCAACCUUUCAGCAAGCGGACAAUUGGGGAAUUUUUGCAAGUUUGCCCCAAACGAGUGUGCAUUUCGACAGUGGGAGUGCGCAAGGAUCUGUACCGCCGAGAUCCGCACAAGGUGCCCAUCACAGACUUCUUCGGAGCCAUACGACCCACUCAGGUUUCGACGGAUCGCAUCAACGUGACCCUGGCCAACGAAGACGAUUUCAUUGUCGACAAAGACGAGAUGGUAGCCAAAAAGCCCUUUAAGAUCGUGAUGGAGUCACAGUUUCCGUCCGAGCUUUUUAAAUAGACUGGUCGCGUUUAAAUGAUUCAUGUGAUAAUAUUAAUUUUAUUCGUAAAUACAUCAUUUCAUUAUUAAUACAUGUGUAAUUUAUUAAAUUUA
This is a messenger RNA of Drosophila eugracilis, 1257 nucleotides long. It is a transcript of the gene PIG-K, whose product is annotated as putative GPI-anchor transamidase. The record is from RefSeq and is a predicted model, not a curated record. Gene Ontology annotation, molecular function: GPI-anchor transamidase activity. Lineage: Eukaryota; Metazoa; Arthropoda; Insecta; Diptera; Drosophilidae. The transcript has 5 exons. Gene Ontology annotation, biological process: proteolysis; attachment of GPI anchor to protein; protein localization to cell surface. The coding region runs from base 109 to 1164 and encodes 351 amino acids. Gene Ontology annotation, cellular component: GPI-anchor transamidase complex.